Phytophthora nicotianae INRA-310 is the source of this 2724-nucleotide messenger RNA. RefSeq lists its product as hypothetical. The record is from RefSeq and is a predicted model, not a curated record. The coding region runs from base 126 to 2678 and encodes 850 amino acids. The transcript has a single exon. Lineage: Eukaryota; Oomycota; Peronosporomycetes; Peronosporales; Peronosporaceae.
GCAGGAUCAGUUACUACGAUGGGGCGAACCCAGUUCAAACAGCAAAAAAACAGUGUUUACGUCGAUGGGUCAUUUCUCUCCAUUCCUUGUUUUUCCGCGCCGUCCUCAGGAUCACAGGGAUCGCGAUGGAAUCCCAGCAUUUGCUCAGAGCUGGUACACCCACACUGCGCCGCCUUCCGUCCCCUCCCGAUGUCGAUGACGACUUUGAUCAUGAUCUAAGUGAUGCACCUGAGAAGACCACAACGCAACGAAGGAGGCAGCCCAGAGAAAUGCUCCAGAUCACCGACAUCUUCGCUUUCCCGUGGUUUGGCUGGUUUUUCGUCUACGCCUUCACGCUCUUCUGUUUCUCCGUUAGUCGAUGCCUCGUUCUCAAGUCACUAGCGACAAUGUACGGCAGUCCUCGAGACUAUACCGCAAGUUUCAAGGCAGCAGCAUUGGGUCUUGGCAUCUUAGAGGACUUCGUCUGCACGACGUACUUAGCGUGUGCAUUGUGGCUAUUCGACACGUUGAAAGUCGCGGCCAUUGAGCGUAUAAGUCCUCGAAUCCACCCGUUGAUCGUGCGAGUCGUCGGAAACAUCGCAACGUUCACAGUGUCCUGGAUACUCUUCGUCAUUGUAGUGGCACCGUUUGCCGCCGACAUGGUGCUGGUGCUUAACCGCGAUAUGCGAUUCACAUUGGACCUUGUAGCCACUUUAAUUAGGGAACGACACCAUCUCGGCCACGCUCCGAUUUCGAGCGAGGAGUUCCAACGAGCUUACACUAUUGGAAGUCUCCUGGUGAUUGCUGCUACGAUUUUUGCGCUGAUAAAGACGUGGGCUGACUGGGCCGACCUCACUCGCUGGAAUCCCACCCACGUGGUGAUACUAUCUGCCAAUUCUGGAGAGCGAGUGGCAACUGGAAAGGUUUUCAAGCGCACGAAGUACAAGGAACUCGCUCUAGAAGAAGGCCAGGGAUCGCCUGUGCAAGACGCUGUGACCGAAAGUCGUGUGUACGGGAAACUACUAUUUAACCAAGUGAUUCAGGCCACCACAGUUCUAGUUGGUCUGGUGGUAAUACCGAUGAUUGUUGUGGCAGUGCGUUGUGCGAGCUCACCUCUGGUCGCGUACUCGGCGUUGAAUGCGACUUUGAACGAACUAUUUGGACACGCGCUGCAACCGGGACCCACAGAGUCCACGUUUGCGAAUGUGAAUGGCGAUCUGCCGUGGAUGGAGAUGUACAUUCACCCAACUGAGAGACACAAACUGUUCGGGAAUGACUCACUCUACCGCCUCACCACGGGAUUCCGCGGAGAUCUGGCCUUCGACAUUGACGUCUCGAAGAACAGCCCGCCCAAUGUUCUCGUCCUUGGGGUCGAGUCUUUCCGCUUCCGGGACUCGCGGUACUUUGUCGGAGAGAACGACCCAUCCAACCUGUUCAAAGACACCGAUCUCACUGUGACGCCUAACUUUGACAGGUGGGCGAAGCGUGGCGUGGCUAUCCGUAAUCUCUGGACUAGCAACCCUACAAGUCGAUCCUUGGAGAGCGCGUUGUUUGCACAGAUUCCGUACGACAGCGCCGUAAAGACCGGUAUUACUGGAGGCAGAGAGGACACGAAUCUGUCUGGCUUGCCCCAACUUUUCUCGUCUAAGGGAUACGAGACCUUCUUCUCGACCGGGUCUUCUAUUGAUCUCGACAACUGGAACACGUUCCUCCCUUCACAUGGUUAUGAAACUGUUUGGGACAACAACAAGAUCAAGGAACUGGCGGAAUACCAUCUGAAUAUUUCCCACGAGGAUUGGGAUGGCGAUGCCCGUCGAGGGUUCCAAUGGGGCGCCCAUGAUGACGUGAGUUUCCAGAUUCUAGGAGAUUUACUCGUGAACAAGACACGCAAUCAAACGGAUCACGUUUGGAACGGCAAACCCAAGACGCCGCUGUUUAUCACGCACUACACCAUCACUAGCCACGCUCCAUACAACUCAGUGCCGAGAUGGUACAACGAGUCGAAGAAACCAGACUUCUCUCCUCUCUACGAAGGAGAAAAACACGCCGAUCUGGUCAAGCACUACCUCGAAGCGCGAUACUUUACCGACAUGGCGCUGGGCAAGUUCCUGGACCGCAUGGACGAAGAGGGUGUUCUUGACAAUACCAUAGUCGUCAUCUACGGCGAUCACGGCCAGGCACCUGAAGGUGACAUCAUCUACACCGAAGAAGAGUCCUUAACGCGAGUACCGGGCCUCAUUCUUGCAGAAGGACGACUUGGGAAAUAUGCGGGUCUAAAGAUUGAAGACGCAGCAGAGCACUACGAUAUUCUCAAUACCCUGGCGGAUAUCACAGGCCUACCUGAAGGAGGAUUCGUCCAGAAUGGUGUCGGUCGCUCUCUUAAGCGUAAGGUUACGUUUGGUGAGCGUGCAGUCUUCAGUAACGUCCCCGGUCACAAGAUGUCCAUUGUGCGCGGCAAUUACCGUCUGCGCUACGACGGGAUCACUGACGCGAUGUUCUUGCACAAUACGGAGAAGGACCAUUGGAUGAACGAAGAUCUACUGCCAGAGCUCCCACCUGAAAAGCUGGCAGAAUGGGAGACCUGGCGUGAGAAUGGACGCCGAAUCUCUGCGUACUAUACAAAGCGGUGGGACGAGAACUGUUUGCUUGCUGUUAACUGCACUGCACAAACUUAUGAAGAAAACCCCGUAGUAGACUGAUGACAGGAAAAUAUCAUAUUCGAUCUCUUUCUUUCUCACUUUCUCC